Messenger RNA from Coffea eugenioides, 576 nucleotides. Its product is annotated as probable WRKY transcription factor 43. The record is from RefSeq and is a predicted model, not a curated record. Gene Ontology annotation, biological process: regulation of DNA-templated transcription. Gene Ontology annotation, molecular function: DNA-binding transcription factor activity; sequence-specific DNA binding. The transcript is spliced from 2 exons. Bases 1 to 576 code for a protein of 191 amino acids. NCBI's taxonomy places the organism in Eukaryota, Viridiplantae, Streptophyta, Magnoliopsida, Gentianales, Rubiaceae.
AUGUUUAUGGAAGAAGGAUCGCCGAUCGCAGCAGGAAACACUGUCCCAUAUCUUUUUACCCCCACCCUCUCCUCAACUGCUCCACUGUAUCCUCCUUUGCUGAUGAACCAAUCCAUGCAAAGCCCUCAAAUUGCUUCAGAUAUGGACUGGGCUACUAUCCUCUCCAGUACUGCCGUUAACUGCGAACAAAAACCAACCUCUCCCUGUUUAUCUAUGACAUCUAGGAACGCCAGGGAAGGAGAUAACCUUGAUAAAAACAAAGUGAAACCUGGUAAAACCAAAAAAUCUGUUCCACCAAGAAUUGCCUUUCAUACUAGGAGUACUGAGGAUAUUCUUGACGAUGGAUACAAGUGGAGAAAAUAUGGGCAGAAAGCCGUGAAGAAUUGUGCCCACCCGAGGAGCUACUACCGCUGCACACAUCACACAUGCAAUGUGAAGAAACAAAUCCAGCGACUUUCAAAGGACACAAGCAUUGUGGUGACAACGUAUGAGGGCAUUCACAACCAUCCUUGUGAGAAAUUAAUGGAGACUUUGAGUCCACUUCUGAAGCAACUUCAGUUUCUUUCCAGAUUCUGA